AUGAGAUCCGCCAUUUCCAUCGGUUUAUUGAUCCUCGUGAUCGUACAGUGCACCCUGACAAGUCCAGUUCCGCAAUUUCUCACCUUCCGUGAUGGGAAAUUCGGCGUAAACUUCGGUGGCUACCACGCGGAGGCCGGUUUGGGCGGUCUGCUUACCGGGAACAGUGCCCACGGUGGUCUGUCCGCUUCGGCCGGAACGCCCCACGGGCAGCAGGCCGGUGCCGGCAUUGGCGGUCUGGUCGGCGGCAAUGAACGCACCGCGGGUGGAGCGUACGCUGGAGCAACGGCUGGACAUGGUGUUGGAGCUAGCGCUGCCAUCGGCGGAGGACUUGAUGGAGCGGGUGGAGCUGGCGGUGUUGGGGCCGAAUCACACGCCGGAGGAGUGAGCAAGAAGGUCGUCCGGCUGGGCCAAACUAACCAUGGAGCACCACCAUCGGAGGUCGUCAUUGCGAAGGAAACCGGUGUACACCACGAAGGAAACUUUGAGCGUAUCGAUAACCACCAGGUGAAGGAACUGCACACCGACCUGAGAGCACCAGCACCCCAACCGGCACCGACACACACCUUCCACAAGACGGUGUACAAGAAAAAAGUCAUAAGCCAUCCUCACAAGGUCGCCGUAAUUGAAACACAUCACACUGGGCCCCAGCCUCAGCUGGACAUUAAUCGAUUCUUCGACUUCCAAACAUUCACCAACUUGGGUGCGCAUUAUGCUCAUCCUGCACCGCCGCCGCCACCACCGCCACCACCAGCACCGAUCGUACAAAAGACGCUAGUGAAGCAGGUGUCCUAUCAACCUGUAUACACACCUACCUAUCAAAAAGAGGUGCACACCCGUUUCGAUUCGUCCAACGGGCACAGCGGUGGCGGAUCAUCCUCGACCAGCCACGUAGUUGCCAGCUCGACUCACAAUGCAAACUUCUGGAACGAUAUCUUCAACAUUCCCAUCUCCACACUGACGGCGGUCAAUCAGCUGCUGAACAAUAAGGCCGGAAGCGGUAGUCUGCACGUCGAGAAGCACGUUGAAGUGCAUUAA
Molecule: messenger RNA, 1035 nt
Organism: Anopheles marshallii
Lineage: Eukaryota; Metazoa; Arthropoda; Insecta; Diptera; Culicidae
Product: SKI family transcriptional corepressor 2
Exons: 7
Coding region: 1-1035 (344 amino acids)
Source: RefSeq, a predicted model, not a curated record